This is a messenger RNA of Linum trigynum, 2816 nucleotides long. Lineage: Eukaryota; Viridiplantae; Streptophyta; Magnoliopsida; Malpighiales; Linaceae. The record is from the annotation of a GenBank genome assembly.
UCACCAAAUAUUAUGUAUUUAUGUGUGAGUGUUACUAGUCUGUAGUCUCCAAAUUGACAGGUUCAAAACUAGCUACUCAUUGAUUAACUCGCUACUAAACAAAUCUCUAUGCUCCGCCAUAGCCGUUGCCAAAUAGAAAACUAGAACCGAAACAAAAGACAUGUCAACACUAACAUUUCUGUAGAUGCCGCCGCACCAUGAAAGCACAUUUUCCUCCUAUGAAACCAUAAGUUUGGAUUACUACUAUACUCUGCAAAUAGCGUCCAAAACGUUUGUUCUCUUCUCUCUUGUCCCCUUCCAAUUCCCCAACCCAAUUAGCCAAACACCUGAACUUCCUCUCCAAUCGCCAUGUGUGUUUCAACUCCACAAAAUCAACCAAAACAGGGGAGAAAAAUGUAGAAAACGAAACAGAGGCCGGCCAAUGUUUGUCCAAUUCCACCUUUCUUCUCCCGUCGUUUUCUUCCAUCGUAGGAUCAUCCCAAACAACACAAAAAAACGAUUCCAAUUCAUCCUCAAUAAAAACCCAAAACCCCAAUUUCUCCCCCCACCACCACACCUCAAAAGAUUUCUCAUUUUCCACCAUGGCGCCCAACAACACUCUGUUUCUCCAUUCACUACUAUUGCUCUGUUUUUCAUCCCUUCACAUUCACACUUCGCUCUCCCUUCCCCCCACAGCAGCAGACGUCCGAUUCCUCCUAUCCUCGUGCUUCCUCCAAAACCAAAUCCACAAUUUCACCACGUUCCCUUCGUCCACCACCGACGACCCAUCAGCCACAACUUCCUUCUACAACCUUCUCGACUACUCGAUCCAAAACCUCCGCUUCCAGGGACCCAACACCCCGAAACCGCUCGCCAUCGUCCUGCCGUCGACGGCGGAGCAAUUGGUCGGAGUUGUGACGUGCUGCAGAGGGAAGGCGGAGAUUAAAGUGAGGUGCGGCGGGCACAGCUACGAGGGGGCUUCGUCGGCGUGGGACGGCGGGGAGUUUGUGAUCGUGGAUUUGAUGAGGCUGAAUGCGGUUUCGGUGGAUUCAAGGAGCGAGACGGCGUGGGUUGAAGGAGGAGCCACGCUUGGGGAGACUUAUGCGGCGGUGGCGGAAGGGAGCGAUGGCCGGCUGGGGUUCUCGGCGGGUUCCUGCCCCACUGUUGGCGUCGGUGGACAUAUUGGCGGCGGCGGCUAUGGAUUGUUGUCAAGAAGGUACGGUAUGGCGGCGGACAACGUGGUGGAUGCGCUCCUGGUCGACGCUGGCGGCCGGCUGCUGGACCGGCUGAGCAUGGGAGAGGACGUGUUCUGGGCAAUACGCGGCGGCGGCGGCGGCGCGUGGGGGAUCGUCUAUGCAUGGAAGAUCAAGCUGCUCAAAGUACCAACAAAGGUUACAGCUUUCGCCGUUUCAAGACAGCCGGCGGCCCAAAACGGCGUGUCCAAAUUAGUCAACAAGUGGCAGCACGUCGCGCCGAAACUAGAACCAGACUUCUACUUGUCGUGCUUCGUCGGAGCGGGCCUGCCAGGGGCCCAACAAGCCCAUCAAAUCUCCGCAACGUUCAAAGGGCUGUACCUCGGCCCGAAGUCGGAAGCACUAUCCACGCUGGGCCGGGAUUUUCCCGAGUUGGGCCUGGGGGAAAAUGAGUGCGAAGAAAUGAGCUGGAUCGAGUCGGUGGUUUUCUUCUCCGGGUUGAACCCGGGAAGCUCGGUUGCUGACUUGAAAGAGAGGUAUUUGGAAGAUAAGCAUUACUUCAAGGCCAAAUCGGACUACGUGAGGAGUGAAAUUCCCAUGAAGGGCAUUGAAUUGGCUGUUGAGAUUCUGGAGAGGGAGCCCAAAGGGUAUGUGAUUUUGGACCCUUAUGGAGGGGUGAUGAGUAAUUUCAGUGAGGAUUCCAUUGCUUUUCCUCAUAGGAAGGGGAAUUUGUUUACAAUUCAGUACUUGGUGGAGUGGGGAGAGGAGGAUGGUGAUAAUAGUGAAGGGUAUUUGGGUUGGAUUAGGGAGUUCUAUGAGUUGAUGACACCUUUUGUGUCAAGUAAUCCUAGAAGGGCUUAUGUUAAUUAUUUGGAUUUUGAUUUGGGAGUUGUGGGUAGUGAGGAGGAGGAGGAGGAGGAGGGUGGUGUUGAAGUUGCUAGGGUUUGGGGUGAGAAGUACUUUCUGGGUAACUUUGAUCGGUUGGUGAUGGCUAAGACGAUUAUCGAUUCAGAUAAUGUUUUUAAUCACCCGCAAAGCAUCCCACCUUUAUCCUCGUCAUCCAUCGGCUUCAGGGAUGAUAUUUAGUGAGUUGUUUUUUUUUUUUUUGUCUUUUGGGUAUAUUUAGAACAAUGUUUUGAUACACCAUGUAAUCAAACAUAAAUGUAUCAUGUUAUCUUGUACGAUGGACAAUUUGGACAUAAUUAUAUAUAUCGUGUGCUCUCAAAUGAGACAAAUAGGCUGAGACUACGCUAAAGAAAUGAUCAAUUAUAACUAAACAACAAGAAUUGAGUCUCAUAUAGAUAUUCUCUUACUAUUUCUCUAUAUAAAUGUAGAUUAUAGAGGUUCAAACACAAAGCGUGUUGUAUAAUCUCAUCUGAUAUUAGUAUAUUACAACUAGACCAACCCGAAGUUGCAUACAUACUCUCUUUUCGAAAAUAUAUUAAAACAAACAAAAUUGUUUCACUUAUAUGCAGACAAAUUUUGUCGGUAAGGAUUUUGUAUAUUUACAAUUAUGUUAGGUAGAAACUGCUACUCCAAGUUAAGCUAUAUUUAUUUAUGUUUCUAAAUUAUGUCCAUUUGCAUGGCUGGUUAGUUGCUAAAAAAUAUCCACGACAUAAAUAAUAAUAAAUUAUAAAAAGAACA